GCUUGAGCCACCAUUGUCACUUGUGAGGCAGAGGAAGUGACAUAGAGAGCAACCUCUGGAGUUCGCUCACUUCCUGGGGACAAAGCUAGGCACCAGUUCGUGCUAGGAAUUUGAGCAGAGAGGAGGCCCGCAGACAGCUUUCCUUCAGAUUGGUCAUGUGAGUCAAGGACUGAUUCUCCUUUCUACCUUGGCCUUCUGGCCUAAACUACCUCUGGCUCUGCCAGAAGGUUGAGUUAAACUUUUUCCUUUCCCCACUCUCUCUUUCUCUCUUACUCCCAUUUUAAUUAAUCCACCACAACUCCAUUCUGACUUAAGUGUUUCAUUUAGGAAUUUCAUAAGUGAAUUCCUUGGCGACCAUAAAUUAAUAUUAUAUCAAUCUUCAAAGUGAUUUCACUAUAACACAGGGGACCUUGAAAAGGUCAGCAUGGGGGAGGGCCUGUGCACCAUCUGCUGGGGUGACUGCAGCCCCCGCCAUCCCUUCCCCCUAGCACAGCGCCAGCACCAGCAUCUUUCUUUCUUUUAGAUAUAUCUUAAUGGACAUCUCUUCACAGUUGUUUUGGCCAUAUUUCUUCUGCAUGUGGUUCUGCCCCAUGUGUGUGUUCUUUAAAUUCCUACUUUUCCUCUAUAAAGCUUCCUCAGAAGGGAGAGAGAAGCUUUAAGGUAGGAAGAUAGAGAAAGGAUAGAAGUUUUAGAUACCACGAGGGGGAUGACGGAGUCAAAUUAGAGAUAUGAGGUGGCAGGAAUGAGUCUUUAUUAAUUAUCCAUAAGCCACAGCCAAGCUUUGAUCAAAGGACCACUCCGAAGGCUUUUACCAGUCCAGAGAUCCAGAUUCAAUACCACACAGGUCAGAGAGAUGAUAGAGAAAGAUUAAAGAUGGAGCCUGGCCCAAGGCUCCAGCAAGGACAGCCAUCAGUGCGAGCUGGAAGGGAGCAAGAGCAGAAGAGAGAAAGGCGGAGCUGGCUGAGGCCUAUUUAAUCUCUUUGAUAUGCAAAUAUACACAGUACAUAGGGAUGAUCAUCAUUGGUUAAUGACAAGGUAUAGGUGUGGUUUCUCUUAACCAGGUGAGCACAAAGAAACCUGUGUUCCCUCCUAACCUGGGGGAAGCUGGGGUCAAGGGUCAGAGGCUUUCCCAGCCAUGUGCAAUACUGAGCAUGCUUUUAAGACAAUCUAUACAUACCAACUGUUCCCCUUGCCCAUAGCUAGGGGUGGACUGCUACAUCUCCCCCUUUUUGUUUGACAUAACAAUAGUGCAAUAUCAAAAUGUAACAACAUUACAGUAUUAACAAAUACAAAUACAAACACUCUGGUGCAUAAUCAUAUUCUGAUACAGAGAUGAAAAACCCAAACCAGAUUGUAUAACUUAGAUAUACCAAUCAAGAGUGAACAUCAGCAUAAAUUGAUUUAGUGAUCAAUCUUAAAGAUCCCAAACUGAUCUUUCUAUCUGCCUGUCUGCAUUUCACAAUCAGUGCAACAGUCUUAGUAGAUAUAAAAAUGUUAAGAAAAUAAUUUCCACACUACUGAUCCUGGUUUAAUGAGGUAGAAUUCUAUGGCUCACAAAACAGGUGCAAUAAUCAAACAUGCCACCAUUCACAGUCUGGACUAUCAGAAGUUGUCAGCCUUUUCAACAGUUAGCAAAAUGCUAUCUCUGGAGAUGAAGGAUAAGUCCUUCCUUUCUCUCAUAUUGAUACUGCAUCUUAGGGAUCUAUUCAUGCUCACUGCCAGAUGCCUGCCACAUAGGAAACUUGUUGGUAGCCCGAUGCCAGGACAUCAAGCGACUGAGGGUGUCAGUACGCCAUGUCUCUGCAUUUCCCAAUCUCAAACAUCCAUUUCAUAUGGAAAGUGUAUAAUCGUGGCCAUGGCUAUCUGGUCCAUAAUGAAAAUGAAAGAUUCAUUAUGAUUCCCCUUACAUGCAAUCAGACAUCACUCUCCAGGAUGGUCAUCUAAAAAUUAACAAAUGCUGUCAUAAUUCUCACAGUCUCAGAUUCCCCUGUGGCCGAAAGAGUUAGAUACAUGCACCUCUGUGGUUUUGGAUCAGAGCAUCAACAGUACUUUCCUAGUACUUAAAAUUCUGGCAAUAAUUGUGCAACAAAAAAAUCAAAGUUGAAUACUUGAAAAUGAAUCAAAAGUGUUCUCUAAAAUGAACAUACUGAUAUCUAUAAGAUUCCUCUCCCUUUUCUUUUUGUUUGUGUGUUGUGAGAGAUCCCUUCAAAGAAAAACAUCCUCUCUGAACAAUUCUGGAGGAUCAUGUCAUCACCUAUCAAAUGAUCUUAGAAAAUAAUCCUGGGGACUUCCAGUCAAGAUGGCGGCUUAGAGAAAGCUAAAGUUCAGAUCUCCGGAAAACCCUCCCGACCAAACUCAAACUAUAAGCUCCUAAGGCACCGACAUUCAAAACGAUCAACAGCAUAGACCCUGGGAAUCCUCCUCCUGGACCUGGACCUGGAUCAAAAGGUACGGCCCCCCUCAAAAGCCAGAACCCGAGAUCACUCAGGCAUAAGGUGUAGGAGCACAGAGUCCAAGGCUCCGGGAAGCCGCAACCCCACCCCCCUCAGAGAGCAGGGUAGUCUGAAACAACAGCAACCCUCAGGGCCUUCUAUCCGACUCCCAGGGAAAGUCACUGCCCUCAGAGCUCCAGGAAGCCGUGGCCCAUCCCCCCGCAGAGAGCAGGGUCCUCUGAAACAACAGGAACCCUCAGGGCCGACAAAACAGCCUCACGGCCAGCUAUUCUGAAGGCAACUUCCAGAAAGCAACCCGACCCAGUCGAGGGGGCACCUUAGCAGCAGGGAAACAGAGAGAACCGGGGGAGAGUGUGGCCCCCUGGUCCGACCCUUCCAUUCCAGUUCCAGUUAAAGUCAUUGCCUAAAGGCAUACUCAGUUUAACCCAGGUAAAGCUCAUAGAACCGACAAUCUGCCCAGGACUAAAGCCUCUGAACACCAGAGAUAAGAAAAGCUAAUCCACCCCAUUCAGAGAUGGCAAACUCCACAGAAGCACAGAAGCCCCAAAAUCCCAAGAAAAAUAAAAAGAAAGGGGGGACUUUGUACACAUUCUAUGGAGCCAAAAUACAAAAUACAGAGGAGAUAGAAGACGAUACAAAAGAAAAUGUUCCGAAACCUUCCAAAGGAAAUGGAAACUCUCCACAAACCCAGGAAGAAUUUGAAUCAGAGAUGACCCAAAAAGAUGGAAGCCUUCUGGGAGGAAAAGUGGGAAAUAAUACAAAAGAAAUUCACGCAUCUACAAAACCAGUUUGACCAAAGUGAAAAGGAAAACCAGGCUUUAAAGGCCAGAAUCAGGCAGCUGGAAGAAAACGAUCAUGUAAAAGAGCUAGAAUUAAUAAAGCAAAGCCAAAAGACCAAGAAAUUAGAAGAGAACAUAAAAUAUCUCACCAACAAGGUGAUAGAUCUGGAAAAUAGAGGGAGAAGAGAGAAUUUAAGAAUAAUUGGACUCCCAGAAAAGCCAGAAAUAAACACCAAACUCGAUAUGGUGAUACAAGAUAUAAUCAAAGAAAAUUGCCCAGAGAUUCUAGAACAAGGGGGCAAUACAGCCACUGACAGAGCUCACAGAACACCUUCUACACUAAACCCCCAAAAGACAACUCCCAGGAAUGUAACUGCCAAAUUCCAAAGCUCUCAAACAAAAGAAAAAAUCCUACAGGAAGCCAGAAAAAGACAAUUUAGAUAUAAAGGAAUGUCAAUCAGGGUCACACAAAACCUUGCAAGUUCUACUCUGAAUGAUCGUAAGGCAUGGAACAUGAUCUUCAGAAAGGCAAGAGAGCUGGGUCUUCAACCAAGAAUCAGCUACCCAGCAAAACUGACUAUAUACUUCCAAGGUAAAGUAUGGGCAUUCAACAAAAUAGAAGACUUCCAACUUUUUGCAAAGAAAAGACCAGAGCUCUGUGGAAAGUUUGAUACUGAAAAACAAAGAGCAAGGAAUACCUGAAAAGCAUUCCAGUCCUGCCAGGACAACAAGCUGUCUGCCAAGGGACCACUCACUGGAAGUUCAACCGAGAAAUGGAACCAGUUCAGAGACGCAGUCAAGGAAAUAUCAAAGGCAGUCCUAGGCCCAAAACAACACAACCACCAGGACUGGUUCGACGAGAACAACACGGCUAUUGAAGACCUAUUGAGCAAGAAGAACAAAGCCUUUAUGGAGUGGCAAAAUAACCCAAACUCUGCUCCUAAAAAGGACAGAUUCAAGUCUCUCCAAGCCACGGCACAGCGUGAGAUCAGGAAGUUGCAAGACCAAUGGUGGGAAAAAAAGGCAGAAGAAAUCCAGCGGUUUGCUGAUAUGAAAAACUACAAACAAUUUUUCAGUGCCCUCAAGACUGUCUAUGGACCAUCAAAACCUACCACCACUCCCUUGCUAUCCUGUGAUUGUGACACUCUCAUAAAAGAUACAAAAGGCAUCAGCAAUAGGUGGAAAGAACACUUCAGUCAGCUUCUCAACUGACCCUCUUCAGUCGACCAAAGUGCCCUUGACCAGAUGCCCCAAAACCACUCAAUUGAACAACUUGAUGUCCCUCCUUCAAUAGAAGAAUUCCAAAAAUCCAUUAAACAAAUGAGUGCAGGCAAGGCACCCGGUAAAGACGGGAUCCCAACCGAGGUGUACAAGGCCUUAAAUGGAAAGGUGCUCUAGGCAUUCCACAUAGUGCUGACCAGCGUAUGGGAAGAGGAAGACAUGCCCCCAGAACUCAGAGAUGCCUCCAUUGUAGCCCUAUACAAGAACAAAGGCUCACAAGCAGCCUGUGACAACUACAGAGGCAUCUCACUACUCUCCACUGCCGGAAAGAUCCUUGCCCGUGUUAUACUCAAUAGACUCUUGUCAUCUGUUCCAGAGCAGAACCUGCCUGAAUCACAAUGUGGCUUCAGACCAGAUCGCAGCACCAUCGACAUGGUCUUCACGGUGAGGCAAAUGCAGGAAAAAUGCCUUGAGCAGAACCUGAAUCUCUACAUUGUCUUCAUAGACCUGACAAAGGCUUUCGACACAGUGAACAGGGACGCAUUGUGGGUGAUCCUUAGCAAGCUCGCUUGCCCAGCAAAAUUUGUCAAACUGAUCCAGCUCUUUCAUGUCGACAUGACAGGGGAAGUCCUAUCUGGUGGAGAGACUUCCGAUCACUUCAACAUCUCCAAUGGCGUGAAACAAGGCUGUGUCCUCGCUCCAGUACUAUUCAACCUAUUUUUCACCCAAGUAUUACGACAUGCUGUGAUGGAUCUAGACCUGGGCGUCUACAUCAAAUACUGACUGGAUGGCUCACUAUUUGACCUUCGCCGCCUGACUGCAAAAACAAAGACAACAGAGAGAUUCAUCCUGGAAGCUCUCUUUGCAGAUGACUGUGCUCUCAUGGCCCACCAAGAAAAUCAUCUCCAAACCAUUGUGGACAGGUUCUCUACUGCAACAAAACUGUUUGGCCUGACCAUUAGCCUUAGCAAAACAGAGGUGCUGUUCCAACCUGCACCACGGAGGUCAACUAACCAGCCGUGCAUUACAAUCGACAGCAUGCAGCUUUCUAACGUCAACACCUUCAAGUACCUGGGCAGCACCAUCGCCAACGACGGGUCCCUAGACCACAAGAUUAAUGCCAGAAUCCAAAAUGCCAGCCAGGCACUCGGGUGGCUGCGCUCCAAAGUCCUCCAACACAGAGGUGUAAGCACUGCGACGAAGCUCAAAGUGUAUAACGCAGUGGUCCUCAGCUCGCUCCUGUAUGGUUGUGAAACAUGGACACUGUACCGGAAGCACAUGAAACAGCUGGAGCAAUUCCACCAACACUCCCUCCAGUCAAUCAUGAGGAUCCGAUGGCAGGACCGAAUCACUAACCAGGAAGUCCUCGACAGAGCCAACUCCACCAGCAUCGAAGUCAUGGUCCUCAAAACCCAGCUACGAUGGUCUGGACAUGUCAUCUGCAUGGACCCACAGCGAAUACCAAGACAGGUGUUCUAUGGUGAACUGUCAGCUGGACUCAGGAAACAAGGCCGACCAAAGAAAAGAUUCAAGGAUCAGCUAAAGUCAAACUUGAAGUGGGCUGGCAUUACACCAAAGCAACUAGAACUCGCUGCCUCUGACAGAAGCAGCUGGCAAACCCACAUUCACCAUGCCGCCAUCACCUUUGAAGAUGAGCGACAUCGACAUCUUGCUUCUGUGCAUGAACGCCAACACCAGGCCACAACCGCACCUCCCGUAACAGCUGGUGUCCCAUGCCCCAUGUGCCACAAACUCUGUGCCUCAGCCUUUGGACUCCAAAGCCACAUGAGGGUACACCGUAGAUGAAACUGCACAAAGAAAAUUGUCAUUCUCGAUCACCGAGAGAUUACUAUACAUCACCACUCUUAUCUUCCCCUUCACUGUAAUAGCUUAAUUUAGGUGUCUUCCAAUCUCACUUCUCUGAUUGUGUAUUAAACAUCUCCAUCUGUUUGUACUAAAAACAUCUUAAACAUAUAUCCAAAUAAAAACUAAUCU
Molecule: messenger RNA, 6448 nt
Organism: Monodelphis domestica (gray short-tailed opossum)
Lineage: Eukaryota; Metazoa; Chordata; Mammalia; Didelphimorphia; Didelphidae
Source: RefSeq, a predicted model, not a curated record